GCGGAUCCAUGCUAGAGCUCCACUAGGACCCCGGGCUGGCAUUUCCCCGCCACGGACGAUGGGGCCGUCGCUGUGUCUUGACGGAGUUGGAGUUUUGACAUUGACUCGAUAGUUGAUAACAGUAACACGCAGCAGAGCAGCCAGUGAUGGAUUCAUUUUCUUGUUGAAAGCACAGCUCAUAAUGCAAGGUAAUGCAACCCGUUGUAGUAAGAAGCUCCACGAUCUGCUGAUCAAGACGGCCACGUAGGAACCAGCAUAUGUGUUUAUGCCUUCAUAUUGCCAUGUUACCUUAUGCUGUCACCCAUCUCUACAAUCCUCUCCCUUUGUUUUCUACGCACAAAGACGCAAACAAGCACGCCGCAAACACAGCACUCUGUAACUCGUCACUUGCUUCAUCAUCUCCUUUUAUUCCGUCUGAGAUUCAGUGGAUCAAACGGUGCAGACUUUGCCACCUACCAUCUCUCCAAGGUAGAUGGCUUCUAACGCUUGCAGGAAUGGCAAUGUACAUAUCUCUGAUGGUGCACGCUCGCUCACUGGCAGCCAAGUCAGAGUCACAUAACACACAAGAGGUCCUCCAGUCCGGCCUCAGGAACUCCCUCAGGAGAGCCUCACUCAAAAUUCUGUCCUAUUUGCUCGAUAAUGCCGCGGAUGCCAGUAUAGUAAACCCCAAACUAUUUUACCUCUUUUAUUUUAGUUCUUCUUAUGCUGAGAACAACAUCAUCUGAGAAUAUAACUGCCAUAGGUAUAAAACACACAUUUUUUCCACACUCUAAAG
Messenger RNA from Trichoderma asperellum CBS 433.97, 775 nucleotides. The record is from RefSeq and is a predicted model, not a curated record. NCBI's taxonomy places the organism in Eukaryota, Fungi, Ascomycota, Sordariomycetes, Hypocreales, Hypocreaceae.